Symphalangus syndactylus (siamang) is the source of this 4102-nucleotide messenger RNA. Its product is annotated as centriole and centriolar satellite protein OFD1-like. Lineage: Eukaryota; Metazoa; Chordata; Mammalia; Primates; Hylobatidae. The record is from RefSeq and is a predicted model, not a curated record. Gene Ontology annotation, biological process: epithelial cilium movement involved in determination of left/right asymmetry. Gene Ontology annotation, cellular component: ciliary basal body; centrosome. Gene Ontology annotation, molecular function: protein binding.
CGUACUGAGCCGGUCUCGGGAGAUGAAGGAUGGGAUGUGAGGCGGUCCUGCCUUGCCGCCUUCUGUCCCUAGUCUCCGGGUCCCCGCCCUCCAGCCGCCUUUGACUGGUGACUGGGUCAGGGUCCUCACUCAUAACUCAGAAUCGCGAAGAAAGGAAGCUAGCGUGUUUGUUAGAAAACCUAGUUGGGAGUGCAAGGCAGAGAGCGUUCAGCACCCUUGCUCCUCCCGACCCCCCGGGACAGAGGCAGGGCUCUGGAGGGCAGGGAUUCCCCCUCGUCUUGGCCCUACAGCCCCAGCUGGGCACUAAACUCGGGCCACGGUGGGGCAAGCGAGGCGGGCUCCGGAGGAAGCUGACGGCUGAUGAUGGCUCAGUCCAACAUGCUCCCUGUGGCUGAUAUGUUGAGUCAAAAUGAACUGCGCAAAAAGCUAUACCAGACAUUUAAGGAUCGGGGUAUACUGGACACACUCAAGAUACAACUUCGAAACCAGCUAAUUCAUGAGUUAAUGCACCCUGUAUUGAGUGGAGAACUGCAACCUCGGUCCAUUUCAGUGCAAGGGAGCUCCCUCUUAAUAAGUGCCUCUAACUCUUUAGUGGCGGAUCACUUACAAAGAUGUGGCUAUGAAUAUUCACUUUCUGUUUUCUUUCCAGAAAGUGGUUUGGCAAAAGAAAAGGUAUUUACUAUGCAGGAUCUAUUACAACUCAUUAAAAUCAACCCUACUUCCAGUCUCUACAAAUCACUGGUUUCAGGAGCUGAUAAAGAAAACCAAAAAGGUUUUCUUAUGCAUUUUUUAAAAGAAUUGGCAGAAUAUCAUCAAGCUAAAGAGAGUUGUAAUAUGGGAACUCAGACAAGUUUGACAUUUAGCAGAGAUUCUCUGGCUGAGAAGCUUCAGCUUAUUGAUGAUCAGUUUGCAGAUGCUUACCCUCAGUGUAUCAAGUUCGAGUCUUUAGAAAUAAAGCUAAAUGAAUAUAAGAGAGAAAUAGAAGAGCAACUUCAGGCAGAAAUAUGUCAAAAGUUGAAGUUUUUUAAAGAUACCGAAAUAGGAAAAAUUAAAACGGAAGCAAAAAAAAAGUACGAGAAGAAAUUAGCCGUGUUCCAGAAUGAUUUUGAGAAAGCUUGUCAAGCAAAAUCUGAAGCCCUCGUUAUUCGGGAAAAGAGCACCCUUGAGAGAAUUCAAAAGCACCAAGAGAUAGAAACAAAAGAAAUUUAUGCUCAAAGGCAACUUUUACUAAAAGAUAUGGAUUUGCUAAGAGGAAGAGAAGCAGAGCUGAAGCAAAGAGUUGAAGCUUUUGAACUGAACCAGAAGCUCCAGGAAGAAAAACAUAAAAGCAUGACUGAGGCACUUAGGAGACGGGAGCAGAAUAUAAAGAGUUUUGAGAAGACCUAUGACCAAAAACUGAAGAAUGAACUUCUAAAGUAUCAACUUGAACUAAAGGACGACUACAUCAUUAGAACUAAUCGACUGAUUGAAGAUGAAAGGAAGAAUAAAGAAAAAGCUGUUCAUUUGCAAGAGGAGCUCAUAGCUUUUAAUUCAAAAAAGGAGGAACUCAAUCAAUCUAUAAAUCGCAUGAAAGAACUUGAGCUUGAGUUAGAGUCUGUCAAAGCCCAGUCUUUGGCAAUAACAAAACAAAACCAUAUGCUGAAUGAAAAGGUUAAAGUGAUGAGUGAUUAUUCACCACUAAAAGAAGAGAGACUGGAGCUUCUGGCACAAAAUAAAUUACUUAAACAACAACUGGAAGAGAGUAGAAAUGAAAACUUGCGUCUCCUAAACCGCCUAGCUCAGCCGGCUCCUGAACUUGCGGUCUUUCAGAAAGAACUACAGAAAGCAGAAAAGGCUAUAGUGGUUGAGCAUGAGGAGUUCGAAAGCCGCAGGCAAGCUCUGCACAAACAACUGCAAGAUGAAAUUGAGCAUACUACACAGUUGAAGGCCCAGAUACUAGCUUACAAAGCUUCCAUAAAGAGGUUAACUAUUCAGGUUGCUGAUUUAAAAUCGCAACUGAAGCAAACUCAGACAGCCCUAGAGAAUGAAGUGUACCGCAAUCCAAAGCAGUCUGUGAUCCAUCAUUCUGCCAAUGGAUUAAUAAAUGGCAACAUGGUGCUUCACAAUGGUGAGAUAAGUGGGGAUUUCUUGAACAAUCCUUCUAAACAGGAAAAAGUUCUAGCAGGUAUGGUUGCAUCAAGGAUCACAAAUUAUCCAAAUGCAGGGAUGGAGGGUAGUUCCCCUGAUUCUGACCUUGAGUUUGUCGCCAAUACUAAUGCAAGGGUCAAAGAGCUUCAGCAAGAGGCCGAACGCUUGGAAAAGGCUUUCAGAAGUUACCAUCGGAGAGACAUUAAAAACUCUGCCAAAGGCCCACUACCAGCAAAGAGCCCACCAUCUCUGCACUUGCUGGAAGCCUUCAAAAACAUUACUUCCAGUUCCCCGGAAAGACGUAUUUUUGCAGAGGACAGAGUUGUCUCUGAGCAGCCUCAAGUGGGCACAUUUAAAGAAGAAAGGAAUGACAUCUUGGAAGCCCUGACAGGCAGUGCAGCCUCAAGGCUACGCGGGGGCACUUCCUCCAGAUGCCUCUCCUCCACACCCCUUCCAAAAGCAAAAAGAAGCCUUGAAAGUGAAAUAUAUCUGGAAGGUCUGGGCAGAUCACACGUUGCUUCCCCCAGUCCUUGUCCUGACAGAAUGCCCCCGCCAUCACCCACUGAGUCUAGGCACAACCUCUCCAUCCCUCCCUUCUCCAGCCCUCCGGAGAAGAAAGCAGGUCUUUACUGGAGACAAAAUGAACUUCAAGACAAAAGUGAAUUUUCAGAUGUGGACAAGCUAGCUUUUAAGGAUAACGAGGAAUUUGAAUCAUCUUUUGAAUAUGCAGGGAAUGUGCCAAAGCAGUUUGAAAUGGAUGGGCCCUCUCCUGCUGGGGAUAUGCUUCAUAUGGGCGCAGCUGUAGGUGCUGUGCCCCUCUCAUAUCAGCACCCAAGUGUAGAUCAGAAGCAAAUUGAAGAACAAAAGGAAGAAGAAAAAAUAUGGGAACAGCAAGUGAAAGAACGAAAGCACAGAAAAGAAAGAAGGCAGAGUAACCUACAAGAAAUUUUAGAAACGGAAAGAAGAGAACUAGAAAAACUGUAUCAGGAAAGGAGGAUGACUGAAGAAUCACUGAAGAUUGAAAUGGAAAAUGAAUUAGAAAUGAGUAAUCAAGAAAUGAAAGACAAAUCUGCUCACAGUGAAAAUCCUUUAGAGAAAUACAUGAAAAUCAUCCAGCAGGAGCAAGACCAGGAGUCGGCAGAUAAGAGCUCAAAAAAGAUGGUCCAGGAAGCCUCCCUAGUGGACACACUGCAAUGUAGUGACAAAAUCGAAAGUUUAACAGGCUUUUCUCAUGAAGAACCAGAUGACUCUUGGUAACCAUGUUUGCUGCCCAGCUUCUAACUUACAUACCAUGAGAAAUUACAUAACAUUUACUCUUCUGUAAAUGUUUCUCUAUCAACAGAUAAAACUGAAUAAAAAUGUGUAAUCCAAAAAAAAAGAAAGAAACUACAAAUGUUUUUGUAUUAUCAAUUUCAUGUGGUGCAAGUUAGUAUAUCUGCAGCACUAAGAACACUGUGUGGCAAAUAGUAGGCACUUAAUAAAAAUUAGAAUGAAUGAAUACCAUAGAAAUUUGUGUAUAUAUAUAUACCUGUUUAUACUGAGAGUAGGGCAGUUAUCCAGCACAGGAUUAGAUGCAUUUUGACCACACUAAUGAAAGUAUUAAAUUUAAAAAGUAAACGGCCCAAAUAAAAUCCUAAAAGUAAAUCAUCCAAAUAAAAUUAAAUACUGAAUUAGCAGGCUCAAUACUUAUUAAAUCUCUACAUUUUGACAUAAAUGAAGGUGGCAGCUCUUUCACUUUAAAAACUGAAACUUUAGCUGGGCACACCUAUAGUCCCUGCGACUUGGGAGGCUGAGGUGGUUAAGAUCAUUUGGCCGGGCACAGUGGCGCACGCCUAUAAUCCCAGCAAGGAGGCCAAGGCAGGUGGAUCACCUGAGGUCAGGAGUUCGAGACCAGCCUGACUAAUGUGGUGAAAUGCCAUCUCUACUAAAUACAAAAAGUUAGCCAGGUGUGGUGGCAUACGCCUGUAAUCCCAGC